Molecule: messenger RNA, 1735 nt
Organism: Felis catus (domestic cat)
Lineage: Eukaryota; Metazoa; Chordata; Mammalia; Carnivora; Felidae
Gene: JAML
Product: junction adhesion molecule like
Exons: 11
Coding region: 173-1327 (384 amino acids)
Biological process (GO): neutrophil chemotaxis; heterophilic cell-cell adhesion; monocyte extravasation
Cellular component (GO): membrane
Molecular function (GO): cell adhesion molecule binding
Source: RefSeq, a predicted model, not a curated record
CUUCCCCUCGGUGCGCCUCAUCUUGGGCAAGGAAACUGAGGUUCCGCAAGGUCAACUGACUUCUCUGCAUAAGUGGGACCUAGGGUAGGACCUCCUUGAACAGUGUGACCCUGAUUUUCCAGAUGGAGGAUUUUGUUGUUUAGAACGCAGGUCGGAAAAUUGGAGAGCAGGCAUGUGUUGCCCACUGAAACUCCUCCUGAUGCCAGUGUUACUGGAUUAUUCCCUGGGCCUGAAUGACUUGAUUGUUUCCUCCCUUGAGCUAACGGUCCAUGUGGGUGAUUCAGCCCUGAUGGGGUGUGUUUUCCAGAGCACAGAAGAGAAACGUGUGACCAAGGUAGACUGGAUGUUCUCAUCGGGAGAGCACGCCAAGGAUGAUUAUGUGCUAUACUAUUACGCCAACCUCAGCGUGCCUGUGGGGCGCUUCCAGAACCGUGUGCGCUUGGUGGGAGACAUCUCACGCAGCGAUGGUUCUCUCCUGCUCCAAAAUGUGGAAGAGGCCGACCAGGGAACCUACACUUGUGAAAUCCGGCUUGAAAUGGAGAGCCUGGUGUUCAAGAAAGCGGUGGUGCUGCAUGUUCUACCAGAGGAAAGCAAAGAGCUCAUGGCCCAUGUGGGUGAUUCGACUCAGCUGGGCUGUGUUCUCCAGAGCACAGGAGAGAAACGCAUGACCAAGGUAGACUGGACGUUCUCAUCAGGAGAGCAUGCCGAGGAGGAGGUUAUGUUACGUUAUCACUCCAAACUCAGGGUACCUGUGGGGAACCCCCAGAACCGGGGCCGCUUCCAGAACCGUGUAACCCUGGUGGGGGACACCUCCCGCAAUGAUGCGUCUAUCAUGCUCCAAGGAGUGCGGGAGUCUGACAGAGGAAGCUACACCUGCAGUAUCCACCUGGGGAACCUGACUUUCAAGAAGACCACCGUGCUGCACGUGAUCCUGAAAGAGCCCCGAACAUUGGUGACCCCAGCAGCCCUCAAACCUGAGAUCCUGGGUGGUAAUCAGCUGGUGAUCAUUGUGGGGAUUGUCUGUGGCACUAUCCUGCUGCUUCCCGUUCUGAUAUUGAUCGUGAAGAACACCCACAGGAAUACGAGCUCAGGAACGUCCACAACCCUGGUAAAAAGCCUGGAGAACAUACAGAAGGCUGAUCCAGAGAAACAUGUUUACUCCUCAAUAACCACACGGGAGCUGAUUGAGGAAGAAGAAUCGAGUGGAAGGGCAGAGGCCACCUACAUGACCAUGCACCCAGUUUGGCCUUCUCUGAGGUCAGCCCCAAAUAACCCGCCUGAAGAAAAGUCAGCUGGGGGAAUCCCCAAACCAGAGCAAGCCUUUUGAGAAGAAAGGAGAAUUCCUUUUGUCCUUAGCAGUGGCACAGACUCUGUCCUCUGUGUGUCCCGGGUCACUGUCUGGUCAUUCCGGACCCCUGCCCCCACCCCAGCUGGUUUCCUGCCUCAUUGGUCAAAAGGCUGAAGAAGGAGGGUUCAGAACCUGGCAGAAAGACGGGACAGCUCGGGAGGAACGGGCUUCGAUGGAGAGAAGCAUGGUGGCGCUCCUGCCGGAGCGGGACACUGGCCCCGGGGACCCUGGCCGAGCCGCCGCAGUGGCCUCCUGCAUUCCAUCAGGUCCUCCCCUUGGAUGUUGGUCUCCAUGGAUGGGUCACUGGGAAGAAUCACAGAAAUCAAAACCAACCCAAAUGGUUCCUUUGGCAAAUUACCCCUAAAUAAACGUGGCUUGUGGAAAUCA